AUGGGCUCUAUCGAACCACCCAAGAAGCGCAUCUACCUCAACUUCUUCGACUAUGCCUGCACCGGAAGCCACAUGUCGCCUGGCCAGUGGAAAGACCCGAGCGACAAAGGCCACACCAAGGAUCGAUUGGAAUAUUGGAUCAAUCUGGCGAAGCUUGCUGAACGCGGGAAGAUCAGCUUCAUCUUCUGGGCGGACAGCUAUGGAGGCCAGGAAGUCUAUGCGGGAAACAGUGAUGCCCAGCUUCGAGCUGGCAACCAAACUGCCAGUAUGGACCCCAUGGUGCUUGUCUCCGCGAUGGCAGCAGUAACGAAGUCCGUUGGCUUUGGGAUCAGCGGUUCGACCAGCUACCUCAAUCCAUACAUUCUGGCUCGGACGUUGAGUAGUCUAGACCAUCUGACUGAAGGUCGGGUCGCCUGGAACAUCGUCACGAGCUGGGCCAAGAGCGCGGCUCAGAGCCUGGGCUACGAUGAUGUUAUACCUCACGAUGAGCGAUAG
Saxophila tyrrhenica is the source of this 495-nucleotide messenger RNA. RefSeq lists its product as uncharacterized. Gene Ontology annotation, molecular function: oxidoreductase activity, acting on paired donors, with incorporation or reduction of molecular oxygen. The record is from RefSeq and is a predicted model, not a curated record. The transcript has a single exon. NCBI's taxonomy places the organism in Eukaryota, Fungi, Ascomycota, Dothideomycetes, Mycosphaerellales, Extremaceae. Bases 1 to 495 code for a protein of 164 amino acids.